Molecule: messenger RNA, 3268 nt
Organism: Mytilus californianus (California mussel)
Lineage: Eukaryota; Metazoa; Mollusca; Bivalvia; Mytilida; Mytilidae
Product: CAP-Gly domain-containing linker protein 1-like
Exons: 7
Coding region: 122-973 (283 amino acids)
Source: RefSeq, a predicted model, not a curated record
AUGAAGGAAAGUUACAAACAAUACACUUCUUUGUGUUGAUUUGUUUGAUAAUUGAUGGUUGUAGUGAAUGCAAAACAAAUAAGAUUUCUUUUAGCAACAAAAUACAGAUAAUACAAUAAAAAUGUUUGCACCACGCUAUAGGCUGAGUGAUGUUGACCCAUUCAUGUGCACCUGUGGGCCUUGUAGAACAUUUUGGAAGGACAAUUUUGGAGAAGCAGCAGAAUUAUUAAGAGAAUCUUCAUUAAGCAGAGCAGAUGACUCUACAACCAUACCACAUGAUCAGCGAGGUGUUAAAAUUGGAGAUCGAGUUCUUGUGCGAGGGCAACAUGCUGGUUCUAAAUUUAGAAGAGGUACAGUGAAAUUUGUGGGAGUGAUUGAUGACAAUGCCAUUGCACCUAGAUUGUAUGUCGGAGUUAAAUUAGAUGAUAAUAUUAAUUCAACACACAAUGGUGUAUUUAAAGGAAAGCGUUAUUUUUAUUGUGAACGAGGGCAUGGUGCAAUGGUAACAUACACUGAAGUACAAAAAUUAAAACAAGUAGACAAGCGUCCUCCAAUGCAAGGAAAUUUCAUGUAUCCAAGUUUUGAAGAAGUUAAGAAAAGGAGGAAAGAGAGAAAUCAAAAGUUAGUAGAACUGUAUGCCAAAGCAGGAGUGGCUCCACCUAGCGAUUUGAUGCCAACGAUAGCCAGACCAAAAACAGAACCUAUGAUACAUGUAGGAGAUCCAAAUGAUAUUGUUAUAAAGGAUUUAGAAAGGCAAAAAGAAAGAGAAAGAAGAAGAAGAGAAAUAAUGAAUGAAGCAGAUCAGGAGAAACUUGAACUUAGAAAAUUACGAAUGCAGUUUGGAAACAACGAAAAUGCAGACAGAAUGGCUAUAACCCUGAGAAAAUUACAAAGAGCUUAUGAAGAAGGAUUAGUUAUAUCAAAACGUAGGGGAACAAGGGCUGACCUUGAUUAUGAUAGUGAUGAAGAUUAAUGGAUGCUAUUUUUAUUACGAACCAUGAUAUUUUAUUGCGUAGGAAAAGACAUCUUAGUUGAUAUGCGUGUUGUUUAUGCAUAGAAAGAAGAAUGUAUGCUAGUUCCUCAUUUUUUAACCAAAAACAAAACAAGUCACUUUAAAUGUGAUAUGAGAUUGUGUAGUUGGUUUUUUUUUGUUGAAUGAUGGUAGCCAGAAAUUUUGAAAAAAGUGUUAUAGUUUAAGAAAUGUAGGUGUCAGAAUCAUGUAGUAGUAGACCUAAUCACUGUAUUGUAUGAAAUAUUAUUAUAUGUUUUUGUUUGUUAAGAGUAUAGAAGUAUGUGAAAUGUAUCAUAAAAUCAGACUUCAAUAUCCUUCACAUAUGUUUAACAAUCAUUUUAAUAUGAUACAUAAAUUUGUAAACAUAGUGAGAAUUCUUUUUUAAAAGUUAUAUAAGACAUUUAGAUAAAAAUACUUUUGUAAAGAAAUAUGAUGAUCUCAAGAAUAAAAAUUUUAUCAAAAAUUCUUUUUAGUAAAAGAUCAUGAAUCAGUAAAUUUCUUUUCUUUUCCCCUUUUGUUCAUUUAAAUAGGUGCAUAUUUGAUAGUACUGUGAAACUAUGGCACUUACUUUGCGAACUAUAUGUAUAUCUGUAUUUUUUUUAUGAAAGAAAAUUUUUGUCUCGCCUGCGACGAAAGUCAAUGAUAAGUUUUCUGCUUAAGUUAGUUUGAUAUGAACUACUUGCGAUGGACCAAUAUUAUUUUCUAUAAAGUUGAAUUACUAUCAGUACAUAUCAGUUUGAUGACUAUCCUAAGGCCCUGCCCCCUAGGUCAUGGUCCAGUGACUUUUAAUCAAUCUUCAAUGUUAAGUUUUAUGAUUAAGUUAGUUCGAUAGGAACUACUUACAAUAGACAAUAUUUUCUAUAAAGUUAAAUUGCUGCUUGUACAUCUCAGUUUAUCAACCAUUUCGAGGCCCUACCCACUAGUUGGUCCAGCGACUUUGAAUUAAUUAACAAUGUUGCUGUCCAUCAGAUUGUCUCUUUCUGAAUUUUAUGCCGACAGGCGAGACAUAUGUCUGUGUCAACAGUUCAUUUAUAUGAAAGGUUUGUCUGUGAGUCUUGUUUAUUAUUAUGUAUAGGUGCUGUUUACAUGUUUUAACUAAUAGUUUUUUUUUCAUUUGUCUAACAAGAAAUGCAGAAAGAGUUACUCUUUAUAUGUGACAAUACUAGAAUGUAAUGUUUUUAUAUACAAGAUACCAGAAAUACUAACAAAUUUUGUAUAAAAGAAGUUUUUUUCAGGGGAAUAUAAAUUUGACAUUUGUAACAAAUUGGGCAUUAUACAAAUAAUUUCCUCCUUUUAUUUUAUCCAGUACCAAAAAGCAAACACAUUAUUUUAUCGUAAUUUUCAAUAAAAACAGGGAUGGUAUCUAUUGUACUUGAAAAUAAUGGACGAAUUAACCAGACAAUCGGUGAUAACCUCAUUUUGAAAUCAUGAAAAACAUAUCAAGGACAGGGGACCAGAGUAUAAGGUGAACAGGAUAAAAGCUGCUUGAUUUUCAAAGCAGUCAUAAGUGUGCAGUGCAACAAAUGACAACAUUUAAAACUGACAUAGAAAAAGCAAGAUGUGAAUUAUUAGAGUUAUCUAACCUGAAUGUCAAAUAAUAUUCCUAAAUAUGGAAAACUUUACAAUAAGAAAUAAAUUAAGCAAAAAAUUUUCAUUUAUCAUAAAAAUUGGUAUCAACAAAGUUAUAGUGAUUAAUUUCUUAGUAAUCAUCUUAUAGUUUUUAUGAGAAACUAUCUUUAAAAGCAUAAAUGUAUAGUUAAGUUUGAGUAAGAAGUAUUAUUUUUGUUUGUAUAUAAGUGUAUUGAGUAUAAACAAAUUGUAAAUUGUAAAUUGAAACUUUUGUAAUGAAGGAUUUUGAUUAUGAAAUCUUCAAUAACAAGUCAACUCUCUGUGAUAUUUUUAGUAGGUAUUUUAACACCAUAGCUUAUUUUUGUUAUGAUUUACAACUUUUUUUUUCCUUCAACAAAUUCGUAGAAUAAAAAAACAGAAAAUAACCAAAUAAACAAAAUUAAUUUUUUUCUUUGAAAAACAUAAAAAAUAUAUAUAACCAAUCAUUUAUUUCGUCUUUCAUACCAGAGUUCUGUAUUGACAAUUGUAUUUUGCCAAUUAGCUUACUUUUACAUAUUUGUUUUACAUAUUUGUGAUAUUUUGAACAUUUUUUUUGUAAAAGAUUAGAGCUAUUACUCUAGCAUUACAGUAUAUAUUAUGCUAGUUUACACUUGUUAAUAUUUUUGGACAAUAAAUUACUCUAUUGAU